CAUCUCAACAUAGAGAGAAAGGCAUAAUAGCUUCUUUAGCAAACCCCACGAACCAGUACAGCUAAACACACGCUGCAAGAAAAAAGACAAUGGCACAAAACAGAAACAUGACCUUGGUAUGCCUCACCGUGACCUCAUUGGCUAUCGCGGCAGCAACAGCAGCGACAUUGCAGGACGCCGAGACUGAGUGUGCAGAGCACCUUACAGACCUUGCAGCUUGCAUUCCGUAUGUGAGUGGCACUGCCAAGAAGCCGACACCGGAGUGCUGCCAGGAUGCCAAGAAGCUGAAGGACACAGAACCGAAAUGCUUAUGUGUUCUCAUCAAAGAGAGCACCGACCCUUCCAUGGGUCUUCCUAUCAACACAACUCUCGCCCUUCAAAUGCCUUCUGCGUGCAACAUCGAUGCCAAAGUCUCCAACUGCCCCACUCUCUUGAACAUCUCUCCAGACUCGCAAGAUGCAAAGAUCUUCAAAGAAGCGGGAGAUUCAGAUUCCUCUUCUUCCACUGGCAGUUCAAGCUCCACAAAAGAUUCCCCAGCGAGCUCUGCAACUACUUCGCCUUCUACAUCCACUGAUUCCAGCUCGAAAACUGAUUCAAAGGCUUCUCCUACUACCAGCAGUAAUGACGGCCAAAAGAUGAAAGUGAUACUUGGAGGGUGGAUGUUGAUGGCUCUUGCAGCCUCAAUGUUCUUCUGAAGCUGAAACAGCAAUCAGCUAGGCUCUUUCAUCAGUUAGUAGUAUUAAGGACUUGGGUUUAGAAUGAAGCAGAGGAAGCAUUGUCCUUCUGAUCUAUCUUAACUUGUUGCAUUUGAU
This is a messenger RNA of Linum trigynum, 812 nucleotides long. NCBI's taxonomy places the organism in Eukaryota, Viridiplantae, Streptophyta, Magnoliopsida, Malpighiales, Linaceae. The record is from the annotation of a GenBank genome assembly.